Tuber melanosporum (Perigord truffle) is the source of this 1422-nucleotide messenger RNA. RefSeq lists its product as uncharacterized. The record is from RefSeq and is a predicted model, not a curated record. Lineage: Eukaryota; Fungi; Ascomycota; Pezizomycetes; Pezizales; Tuberaceae. Gene Ontology annotation, molecular function: FAD binding; monooxygenase activity. Gene Ontology annotation, biological process: secondary metabolite biosynthetic process. The transcript has 4 exons. Bases 1 to 1422 code for a protein of 473 amino acids.
AUGGCUACGCCGAUCGCGCCCUACCUACCAACAGGAAUUCACGUCGUGAUAGUUGGCGCAGGUUUUGGCGGAUUAACAGCGAGUAUCGAGGCCAGACUGAAAGGGCACACAGUGUCAGUGCUAGAGAGAGCCCCCAAGUGGGAGCAGCUCGGAGACAUCAUUAGUAUAAGUCAAAAUGCCGGAAGAGUGCUCUCUCGCUGGGACCCGGCCUGGAUCAGCGACAAGUUGCGCAAAAUCUGCAUGAACCACAAAUCCUUCAUCAUCCACACGCAUAAGGGUGAAUUCGUCUUUGAGCAACCAAUCGUGACCCCAGACCCCGAGCGCCCAACAUACAACGGACACCGGGCGGAAAUCCACAGGGUUCUCUUCGACUACGCUGAGCACCUGGGCGUGCGCUUCCAUAUGGGCAAGCGAGUAACGGCGUACAAGGAGGACCCCAAGUUGGGCAAGGCUUGGGUCGAGUGCGAUGAUGGCGAGACCUUCGUCGGAGACGUGGUCGUCGGUGCGGACGGCGUCAGGAGCAGAGCCAGGAAGUUAGCGCUCGGCUUGGACGACAGGGUCAAGUCCACUGGCUAUGCUGUGUAUCGUGCAUGGUUCAACGCCGAGGAGCAUGGGAUCCUGGACGACUCACUUACGAGGGAAUUCGCGGAGCGGGGGGACACGCACACAGGUUGGCUAGGACCCGAUGUUCAUUUGCUUGUGGCUACGUGUAAAGGAGGGCGAGAGCUGUCGUGGGUUUGCACGCAUAAGGACGGCGGGGACAUUGACGAAUCAUGGUCCUAUCCCGGACGUGUGGAAGAUGUUCUAAAGCUUCUGGAAGGCUGGGACCCAAGAUGCAGGGCAAUCGUCGCCAAAACCCCCUCGUUAGUGGACUGGAAACUUGUCCAUCGGGAGCCCCUUCCCACAUGGAUUAGCCCGGGCGGUCACAUAUGUUUAAUCGGAGAUGCCGCUCACCCAUUUUUACCCACUUCAAUACAAGGCUGUUCCCAGGCGAUUGAGGACGGCGUCGCCCUGGCCACGAUCCUCUCCUUAACCCACACGGAAAAGCAGGUCCCGGACGCGCAGAAGAUCCCCUCAGCCCUCAAGAUAUAUGAGCGACUACGCUACGACCGUGUCAAGUCUGCGCAGAAGAAGGGAGAGGAGGUACGCGACAUGUGGCACAAGGCGGACUGGGAGAAGGUCAGGUUGAACCCGGGCAGUAUCAAGAUGCCGCGCGAGGACUGGCUGCUUAAACACGACUGCGAGACGUUCGUUCGGAGGAUGUAUAGGAGGGCGCUCGCGGAGUUUGACGGCGGGGAUAAGAUUGCGAUUACUAGUCUUGCGGCGAAUCGCGAGAGCGAUGAGUUCCUGAUCGAGAUGCCGCCCACGCCCGUCGCGACUCCCAAAUGCGAGGUUGAGGAUCCGAUGAACGGGUUCCGGUAG